Messenger RNA from Colletes gigas, 1144 nucleotides. RefSeq names its product deubiquitinase DESI2. The record is from RefSeq and is a predicted model, not a curated record. Lineage: Eukaryota; Metazoa; Arthropoda; Insecta; Hymenoptera; Colletidae. The transcript is spliced from 9 exons. Gene Ontology annotation, molecular function: deubiquitinase activity. Bases 380 to 1144 code for a protein of 254 amino acids. Gene Ontology annotation, biological process: protein deubiquitination.
AAAAUUGCGAUGUUGCGAUUUUUAUGAGUGUACAAUUAACAAAGUUUGUGAUUAAAAAUAAACUAUAAACAUUUGGAAUAUGUAACCGAAUCUUGAAAGAAAGAUUUUUGUUGAUUAUUUAGUAUGAUUUAAGUGGGUGGAGGGAGGACUUCUUACCGAUACAAUCCAUUGAAGACUCGGUCGUUUGAAAUCGUACGAUGACUUCGUGUAUUGUUUGACAUCAACAACUCUUUCAAGAAACUUUCAAGUUUGACGUGUACUCCACUAUUUCAUGACAAAGUAUAAAGAAAUGAGAUUGCACUGAAGUCGAAAUUUGUUUUUUAGGUGCGUUGGAACAUAGGUAGUGCCGCUGUUCAUCUCUUCGAGUACAAGUAUCUCUAUGAUGUUUUCGUCAGGUCUUAGUUGUAAUCUCUCCUUUCCCAGUUGCCUGGGUUACCCACAGGACAGUGAAGAAUUAAUACCAAAAAUGGCACGUGAGCCAAUAAUUCUUAAUGUUUAUGAUAUGUAUUGGAUAAAUGAAUAUACUACACCUAUAGGAUUAGGUGUCUUUCAUUCUGGAGUUGAAAUUUAUGGAACAGAGUAUGCGUAUGGAGGCCAUUCUAAACCAAUUUCUGGAAUUUUUGAAAUCACACCACGAGUUGCCGAUGAAUUAGGGGAGCAAUUUAGAUAUAGACAAUCGGUACACAUCGGUUAUACAGACUUCACAGAAGAAGAUGUGAACAGAAUUGUUACUGAAUUAGGAAAAGAUUUUAGGGGAGAUCGUUACCAUUUAAUGAAUAAAAAUUGUAAUCACUUCAGUAGCCAACUUACCCUUAUUUUAUGUGGCCAAGAAAUACCUGGUUGGGUAAAUCGUCUUGCGUAUUUUAGUUCUUGUGUACCAUUCCUACAACGUUGUUUACCAAAAGAAUGGUUAACCCCUGAUGCACUUCAACAUUCUUUGAGUCAAGUCAGUUACCAUGAAAGAGUUACACCUUUUAGAGAAUUUAUGCAACAAGCAAAGGAAGUUUAUCGUGACAGUGAAUAUAUAUCGCCAGGAUUAUGGAAUCCGAGCAACAAAACCGUCAAAACGAGACAAGACUUGGUUCGAAGACAAGGCAACAUAAGACAAAACAGAUGCGUCUUUGAUUUUAGAACCCUUAAGUAA